This is a messenger RNA of Serpula lacrymans var. lacrymans S7.9, 781 nucleotides long. RefSeq lists its product as uncharacterized. The coding region runs from base 35 to 625 and encodes 196 amino acids. The record is from RefSeq and is a predicted model, not a curated record. The transcript is spliced from 4 exons. Lineage: Eukaryota; Fungi; Basidiomycota; Agaricomycetes; Boletales; Serpulaceae.
GAGAAAGGGUAUCUUUACUGCAGCUUUCGUCGAUAUGGCACUCCCAACCACCGAAAUCCUUGUUUUCCCCACUUCCGAAGCAUACCAGAAGGAUCCCAGUAUAGUAGCAGCUCCUCUCGACAUCGUACUGAAAGCCCCAGGAGUACAAGAUGCUUUCUAUGGAUUACAGGUCGAAAGCCCUGACACUGGAUACAUCUUCCUCAAUUGGGAUAGCUUGAAGCAUCAUCAUGAUUUUAUCGCCGCGCCAUCGUACCCAAGCCUCAUCGAAUCUUUGACCCCCUCUCUCGGCGGCGCCCCCCAAAUGUACCAUGUCCAAUUCUCAGGUGUCCUCAACGCCCUCAAAGAACCCAUCACCGAGGUGUUCACAUUCAAGCUGAAUGCUCCCGAGCAGCGAGAGAAGGUGGUUGGUUUGCUCAAACAAGCCGAGGAAGUCAGCAAGGGGAUGAUCGUGUUCGGGCAGACGGUUGAGGACGAGAACCUGUACUACAUGGUCUGCGGUUGGCCCAGCAUCGAGGCCCAUCAGGAGAGAUCGGCACAAGCUGACACGCAAGCUGGUCGUGAUUUCUUGGUGACGGCGGGCGAAAUAGGGAUCAAGCACACAAAGUUGACGCUCUACACCAAGUAAACAUCAAGUAGAAACCUUGCGGUUUGCAUCAGAUUGCUGGCUGUUGUACGACUAUUGUUAUUGGUAAUAUCUAAGAGAAAAUGGAGCAAUGUAUUCCGUGCAGUUAGUAUAUGAAUGUGAGCUGCAAAGAAAUAAGAUGUAGACAUGCAGAUUCAA